Polistes canadensis is the source of this 4395-nucleotide messenger RNA. RefSeq names its product cleavage and polyadenylation specificity factor subunit 1 (gene CPSF1). NCBI's taxonomy places the organism in Eukaryota, Metazoa, Arthropoda, Insecta, Hymenoptera, Vespidae. Gene Ontology annotation, molecular function: protein binding; nucleic acid binding. The coding region runs from base 127 to 4377 and encodes 1416 amino acids. Gene Ontology annotation, cellular component: nucleus; mRNA cleavage and polyadenylation specificity factor complex. The transcript is spliced from 20 exons. The record is from RefSeq and is a predicted model, not a curated record.
GUGAAUGAUGAUUUGAAUUAAUGUUUAUGUGGUUUUUUACAUGCAUAUAAAAUAAUUCCAUUCUUAUAUAUUUAUUAAUCUUCAUAAUAAUAGUAUUUAAUUAUAUAAAAAAAAACAAUUAAUAAAAUGUAUUCGAUUUGUAAAAGCACUCAUCCUGCGACAGGAGUAGAACAUGCGAUCACAUGUUAUUUUUUUAAUCGUUCUGAAAAGUGUCUUGUUGUUGCUGGUUCUAAUAUUAUAAGAAUAUUUCGUUUAAUUCCUGAUGUGGAUACAACGAAAAGAGAAAAAUAUAUAGAGUCACGUUCUCCAAAAAUGAAGCUAGAAUGUUUAGCACAAUAUACUUUACACGGGAAUGUAAUGUCAAUGCAAGCGGUACAUUUAAUUGGAUCUCAACGGGAUUCUCUCUUGUUGAGUUUCCGUGAUGCAAAAUUGUCAGUUGUUGAAUACGAUCAAGAAACUCAUGAUCUUAGAACAGUAUCUUUGCAUUAUUUUGAAGAAGAAGAAAUACGGGAUGGUUGGACAAAUCAUCACCAUAUACCAAUUGUAAGAGUAGACCCUGAAGGUCGCUGUGCAGUGAUGUUGAUAUAUGGACGUAAAUUAGUAGUACUACCAUUCCGUAAGGAUCCAAGUCUUGAUGAUGGAGAUUUAUUAGAUACAGCUAAAUUAACUACAUCUAAUAAAACGCCUAUACUGUCGUCGUAUAUGAUUGUAUUAAAAAGUCUGGAAGAAAAAAUGGACAAUAUUAUAGAUUUGCAAUUUUUACACGGAUACUACGAACCAACUUUGCUGAUUCUUUAUGAACCAGUAAGAACAUUUUCAGGACGUAUUGCGGUAAGACAAGACACUUGUGCAAUGGUAGCAAUAUCAUUAAAUAUUCAACAAAGAGUUCAUCCUAUUAUAUGGUCUGUUUCUAAUUUACCAUUUGAUUGUUAUCAAGCAGUACCAGUGAAAAAACCUCUUGGUGGAACAUUAAUAAUGGCAGUAAAUUCUUUAAUUUAUUUGAACCAAAGUAUUCCACCAUAUGGGGUAUCUCUUAAUAGCUUAGCAGAUACAAGUACAAAUUUUCCUUUAAAACCACAAGAAGGAGUUAAAAUGAGUUUGGAAGGUGCCCAGGUUGCAUUUAUAUCUCCAGAUCGUUUGGUUAUCUCUUUAAAAAGUGGAGAACUGUAUGUACUGUCCUUGUUUGCAGAUAGUAUGCGUUCAGUACGCGGUUUUCAUUUUGAUAAAGCAGCUGCCAGUGUUUUAACAUCAUGUGUAUGCAUGUGCGAAGAUAACUAUCUUUUCCUUGGCUCGCGUCUUGGUAAUUCAUUAUUAUUAAGGUUCACUGAAAAAGAACAAGAAAAAGAACAAAAUCAGAAUGAUAAUGAUGUCAUGGUUGAAGAUAAUGAAAGCGAAGAAACUCCAGCAAAAAAAAUAAAACAAGAUUUUCUUGGUGAUUGGAUGGCAUCCGAUGUAUUAGAUAUCAAGGAUCCAGAAGAAUUAGAAGUUUAUGGAAGUGAAACGCAUACAUCUAUUCACAUAACGUCUUAUAUCUUUGAGGUAUGCGAUAGCUUGUUAAAUAUAGGACCUUGUGGAAAUAUAUCUAUGGGAGAGCCAGCAUUUUUAUCAGAUGAAUUUUCACAUAAUCAAGAUCCUGAUGUUGAAUUAGUUACAACAUCGGGAUAUGGGAAAAAUGGUGCUCUUUGUGUUCUCCAAAGAUCUAUUCGACCUCAGGUAGUAACAACAUUUGAAUUACCUGGAUGCGAGGAUAUGUGGACUGUCAUUGGUAAUCUAAAUAAUGAUAAUCAAACAAAAACUGAAUCGGAAGGUUCUCAUGCUUUUUUAAUACUAAGUCAAGAAGAUUCAACUAUGAUUCUACAAACUGGUCAAGAAAUAAACGAAGUUGAUCAAAGUGGAUUCAGCACUCAGGGAAGUACAAUUUAUGCAGGAAAUCUUGGUGCUAACAGAUACAUAGUUCAAGUUACGCAAAUGGGAAUUCGUCUUUUACAAGGAAUUGAACAGAUACAACAUAUGCCCUUGGAUCUUGGUUGUCCGAUAGUUCAUGCAAGUUGCGCAGAUCCAUAUGUAACUAUACUUUCAGAAGAUGGUCAAGUUAUGUUACUUACACUUAGAGAAGGAAGAGGUUUAGCAAGAUUGCAUGCACAAGCUGCUAAUUUACUAUUCCGUCCGCAAAUAGAAGCACUCUGCGCAUAUCGAGAUGUAAGUGGAAUAUUCACAACACAAUUAUCUGAAAAUUCGGAUGAUGAUAUACCAGAGGAAGAACAUAAUGUAGAGGAACCACCCAUUGUUAGCAAUAUUGAUAAUGAAGAUGACCUGUUAUAUGGUGAUGCACCAGCUUUUCAGAUGCCUGUACCACCUCAUACUAAAAAUACUGAUGGAACGACCAAAAAAGCAUUAUGGUGGCAAAAACAUUUACAAGAGAUUAAGCCUACGUAUUGGUUACUAGUAUAUAGAGAUAACGGAACCUUAGAAAUUUAUUCUUUGCCAGACUUACGUUUAUCCUAUCUUAUUCGUAAUUUUGGUUACGGACAAUAUGUUUUACAUGAUAGUAUGGAAUCUACAACAUUGCAAACUAAUCCUGUCAAUGAAAUUCCUAAUCCAGAAAAUCAAGUACGUGAAAUUUUGAUGGUCGCUUUAGGCCACCAUGGAAACAGACCAAUGCUUUUAGUACGCUUAGAUACUGAAUUGCAAAUUUAUCAAACUUAUAAAUAUCCCAAAGGACACUUAAAAUUGCGAUUUAGCAAAUUACAUCAUGGUAUUAUACCAGGUCAUUUAAGGCCAAAACCCAAAGAAGAAGAUAUGCCCAAUAUGAAUCAAGCAAAAAUUUCUAUGAUGCGAUACUUUAGCAAUAUUGCUGGAUAUAACGGAGUAUUCAUUUGCGGUGAUUAUGCACAUUGGAUAUUUCUUACUGGACGUGGUGAAUUACGAACACAUCCAAUGAGCAUAGAUGGUCCUGUUACUUCUUUUGCACCAUUUAAUAACAUCAACUGCCUUCAAGGUUUUUUAUAUUUCAAUAGAAAGGAAGAAUUAAGGAUAUGCGUUCUACCGACACAUUUAUCAUACGAUGCACCGUGGCCUGUUAGAAAAGUACCUUUGCGAUGUACUCCACACUUUGUGACAUAUCAUCUCGAGAGUAAAACUUAUUGUGUUAUAACGAGUACAGCAGAACCACUUAAAAGUUAUUACAGAUUUAAUGGCGAAGAUAAGGAAUUCACAGAGGAAGAAAGACCUGAUAGAUUUCUUUUCCCGUCACAAGAAUUAUUUAGUAUUGUUUUAUUUUCUCCAGUUUCUUGGGAAACUAUACCAAAUACUAAAAUUGAAUUAGAUCAAUGGGAACACGUGACAUGUUUAAAAAAUGUGUCUUUAGCGUACGAGGGAACAAGAUCUGGAUUAAAGGGUUACAUCGUAUUAGGAACAAACUACAAUUAUGGUGAAGAUAUUACGAGUAGAGGACGUAUUCUUAUAUUUGACAUUAUAGAAGUAGUACCAGAACCCGGACAGCCAUUAACAAAAAAUAGGUUUAAACAGAUUUAUGCAAAGGAACAGAAAGGUCCUAUAACUGCUAUUACUCAAGUAUCAGGAUUUCUAGUUUCGGCAGUGGGACAAAAGAUCUACAUUUGGCAAUUAAAAGAUAACGAUCUUGUAGGCGUAGCUUUUAUAGAUACUCAAAUUUAUAUACAUCAAAUGUUGAGUAUUAAAAGUUUAAUUUUAGUCGCUGAUGUGUACAAAUCAAUUAGUUUGUUAAGAUUUCAAGAAGAAUAUAGAACACUUUCCCUUGUUAGUAGAGAUUUUCGUCCAGCAGAAGUCUAUACGAUAGAAUAUUUAAUUGAUAAUAACAAUUUAGGUUUUAUAGUAGCUGAUGGAGAAAGUAAUUUAGCUCUGUUUAUGUAUCAACCAGAGUCAAGGGAAAGUCUUGGUGGACAAAAAUUGAUUAGAAAAGCUGACUUCCAUUUGGGACAAAAAGUAAAUACAUUCUUUCGAAUUAAAUGUAGAGUUACUGAUCCUGCGAAUGAAAAGAAAUAUUUUUCUGGAGCAGAUAAAAGGCACGUUACCAUGUACGCAUCCCUGGAUGGUAGUCUUGGUUAUAUUCUUCCAGUUCCAGAAAAAACAUAUCGUAGAUUACUUAUGCUUCAAAAUGUGUUGGUCACACACAUAUGUCAUAUCGCGGGUCUAAAUCCUAAAGCAUAUCGAACAUAUAAAAGUUAUAUAAGAACGCAAGGUAAUCCAGCCAGAGGUAUCAUUGACGGAGAUUUGGUUUGGAGUUAUCUCAAUUUACCUAAUAAUGAAAAAAUGGAUGUAGCCAAAAAAAUUGGAACGCGAGUUCAAGAAAUAAUAGAAGAUAUUACAGAAAUUGAUCGCCAAACAGCACAUUUUUAAAAAAUAAUAACCGUUUUA